Lingula anatina is the source of this 2926-nucleotide messenger RNA. RefSeq lists its product as uncharacterized. The record is from RefSeq and is a predicted model, not a curated record. Lineage: Eukaryota; Metazoa; Brachiopoda; Lingulata; Lingulida; Lingulidae.
CCGUGGCACACAGAGUCAGAGAUGACCUACCACACACAUCUCCAGCAUCAUUUUGAUAAUUACAGGGCAGGGUCAGAAAUGACCUGCCAUGACAAAUAUUUAGCAUUUAACUUGAAAUACAGGUCCAUUACACUGGCUGGGCACAAGUUGAAGGGACAUGUUGUCGCCCUUACAGUUAUCUUAAAUGUAUCUCUUUGAUCAUAGGAAUGUCUUUGAUAUUUGUGUAUAUAAUCCCCUGCAUCCUCACAGAGGGACAGAGGGACAGGGAGAGAGAUAGAAUAAAGUCGGUGGCAACAGAAAAUCUUGUUGUUGGUUAUUGCUGAUCCCUCAUUCUUCCACUGAUACUGAAGUUCAACUCUGAUACUGGUGGAGAACCUGGGCAACAAAAAUGAGACGGGCAUCCCCCAGAACUUCCAACCAGCAGCAAGCAGCAACAGAACAGCAGGCCUCGAGUCAGCAUACCCCUGAAUUAGAUGGGCAACAACCACAACCCUCAGAGCAACAUGAGCCUGGUCCUCAGCAACAACAGGAGCUGCAGCCUCUGGACCAGAUUGAGAGACAACAACAAGCCCAGCAGACCAACUCUCUGAUAAGAUCCCCAGGGCAGCAACAGGAGCAGUCCCAAGCAAUGAUAGAGAUGCCACCACCACCACCACCGCCACCUAUGCCCCCCAGUGCAGCUCAACAAAAUCAAGGGAGUCCAGUGGCAGCUCAGCAAAAUCAAGGGAUUCCAGUGCCAGCAGAUCGAUCUAGAGAUAGCAGCAAGGAGAGGAUGCGUGAAAGGAGUGCAGAAAGAAGGGGUGAAUGGAGGAAGGAGAGAAGAGAGGAAAAGGAGAGAAAGUGUUCACGUUGUGGACCCCAAUACGAUUGCAUAAGUCUAUGGCUUGUCAUCUGGAUGGCUGUGGCAAUUCUGCCCCUUACCAGUGCUGAAAAUCGGAUAAACUACGGUGUUUUCUUUAAAAAUGAAGGGACGAUGGCAGUGGUAAACGACUAUUGGCUACACACGAUGUUGGUGUACUUGCCAGAAGUUCCGAUUGAGCCUAACUUAGAGUAUAAUUGCGAUGGGCGUUUAAAUAAGAAAACAUGUAAAUUAAUCGAAAGAGCAGUAGAUGAAGGUAGAAAGUUGUAUAGUCAAACAAGAAGUGAAUUGAGAGCACUUCGGCAUAGAGUAAGUGAAAUAUUUACCAAUGAUGAUGUUGAGGAAAAGAGGCAAAAAAGAUCAGCACUUCCAUUUGUAGGUAAGGUGGCGAAUAGUCUCUUUGGAGUGGCAACGGAAGACCAACUUAAUAAGGUGAUUGAUCACAUCAAUGCAUUGCAAUCAAGGCAGCAAAAAGCCCUGACAUCCUUUUCCAAGUUUAGUUCUCAAUAUGGGUCAAUUGUAAGUGGGCAAAAUGAACGCAUGAUGAACAUGGUUAAACAGAUAGAAGACAAUCACCAGUUAAACAUAAUGUUAGGAGGUGAUUUAAAGUAUAUUGAGAAUGAAAUAGAUUUUACACUUGGGUUAUUUACAAAGUUAAUGCAUGUAAGUACCAUAACUAACAAGCUCACCUUUGAAAUCGAAAAUACAAUGAUAGGUAUGAAUGAUGUCUCCCAUGGAAAGCUUUCACCAAUUCUAUUUCCCCCUCAUAUGCUAAGCAGCACUUUAAAGAAAAUUAAGGCUUCUCUUCAAAAACAAUUUCCAGGACUACUUAUCAACCAAAAUUUGCAGUAUUACUACCGUUAUGGCAAAAUUGCCACACAUAAGUUAAAUCAGUCAAUAGCAAUCACCAUCAAAAUUCCCAUAGCAUCCCACGAUUUAUUUACAGUGUUUCAUGUUAAAGCAGUACCAGUUCCCCUCAAUGCGACAAGUAAGCAUGCCACCCUCCUCCACAAUGUUCCUGAAUACUUUGCCAGUGUUGGGAACCACCACAUUAGCCUGAACUAUGAUUUUCUGAAAUCUUGCACUGGACAAAACCCCAUGUUUUGUGCACUGGAAAAUACUAAGGUAUCCAAAAAACCUCAUUGCUUAAAGGCCCUUCUACUAAAUGAUAAAACCAGCAUCAAAGACCUCUGCGAUUUCCAACUCCUACCCAAUAGCAUCUCCUCCACCUUAACGCCAGUUGGGAAAGAUCAGGUUCUGGUUAACAGAAUUCAAAAUUUGACAAUGCGGUGUUCAUCCAAUGUAACCAAAGUUGGUUGUGAUUUUUGUGUUUUGAAGGUGCCAUGUUCCUGCUCUAUAGAAGGGGACUCCACAUAUAUUCCUCCCCAUCGAAUUUGUGAACAUAAUGAAACUACUGAAAUUCUUCAUCCCAUAAAUUUAGCACUUUUACAGCAACUUUUUGAUGAAGGUAACUUUUCUGAUAUUUUUGGUCAUUCCGUCUUUCAAACACCCCCCAGAGUAACAAUCCCCACGUUACGCCUAUACAAUCAUAACUUUUCACAAUUUUUAACCAAGGAUUCCUCCAUUAAACUCAAUCUGCGAAAAGUAAUGUCAGCAGCAAAAAAGGGAGAGACUAUAUUUCAGUCGCUGACUGAGCCCCUCUUGUCUGGUGACUUAACAUUACCCACAGGAGGACUGUCUCUGGAUGAUAUAAUUGGGUAUGUAGCUUUGGGUGUUGCAAUCCUAGCAAUUGCUCUGUCAGCCACACUUACUUAUAAAAUCAAAGUUUUAAGCACUGCAAUGUUAACGAUGGCCCAUGCCAAAGCAAACACUGCUCCCAACUUUAUCUACCAAUUUAGCUCACCAUCUCCGUCACCCAAAAUUGAAUUCGACAUCUAUAAAAUUUUAACGCAUGAAAUUGCUCCUGCAGUUUACUUUUCAGCAAUACUUCUUCUUUUUAUCAUUCUGGGAGUAAUUAUUUUGUGUAAAGGGCAGGGUCAGAAAGGACCUGCCGUGGCACACAGAGUCAGAGAUGACCUACCACACACAUCUCCAGCAUCAUUUUGA